AAAAACAAACAGGGGCCUCUCUCUGUCUCUUAAACCUCUCCCUAAAGCCCUAAUUCUCAGACCAUCGCGACCACCAGCAAUGGCGGCCUCCAUCGCCUCGCAGUUGCAGGCCAUCAAGUCUCUGAUAAAAGCCGACUCGGAGCCACAGAAGCGUCCCUUCACUCGCCCUUCCAUUCUCUUCGACCCCAAAGAAGCCGCCGACAUCGACCUCGACGCUAUCCUCGACAUAGCUCUCACAGGGUUGGAGGUUCUUGUAGGAGCGGAUGAAAGGUUCAGGAAUUACAAGAACAAUUUGUUUAGCCAUAAAAGUAGAGAGUUAGAUAGAGAAUUGAUGAGUAUUGAGGAAAAUAACCAAAUGAACACAACCAUUAGUUCUUACCUGCGUUUGCUGUCUGGUUAUCUUCAACUUCCUUCGGCAUUGAAGACAUUAGAGUAUUUGAUACGUAAAUACAAGAUUUAUGUAUACAACACAGAAGAGUUGAUUAUGUGUGCUUUGCCUUACCAUGACACCCAUACUUUUGUUCGAGUUGUGCAGCUACUAGACACAGGAAGUAGUAAGUGGAAAUUUCUUCAAGGUGUAAAAGCCUCAGGUGCAGCACCACCUAGGAAGGUCAUAGUGCAACAGUGCAUUCGUGAUAUGGGGGUUUUGGAGGUCAUAUGCAGUUAUGCUUCACCUACCAAGAAGUUUCAGCCAUCUAGACCUAUGAUUACUCUCUGCACGGCAGUUAUUAUUGAGGUUUUGGGUUCUCUUACAACUCUUGACAGCAGUACCGUGCAGAGAAUCCUCCCAUAUAUAGUCUCUGGAUUGCAACCUGAUGCCAAAGGUGGUCCAGAUCACAAGGCUGGUUGUUUGAUGAUUGUUGGUUUACUUGCGAAUAGGGUAGCUUUGUCCCCUAAACUUGUCAAAAGCUUGAUGCGGUCAAUUGCCGAGGUAGCCCGUGAUGAUGCUAAAGAAUCUACUGAUCUGCAGUGGUUCCGUACAUCAGUUAUGGCCUUGAUCAAUCUAGUGCAGUUGCAAUCUGUUGAAGUGUUUCCCAAGAAGGUAGUGGAUAUUCUUGUAGAGAUAAGGGAUCUUCCGGGAAUUCUUGUGGCACUUACCAAGGAGUUCAACAUUGAUAAAUUCUUGGCUUCAUUUGUGGAUUCUCUCCUUGAGUACAGUUCCUCUGAUGAUCAUGGCCCUGUUGCUCUAUUAUCAAUUAUAGAGAAUGUUCCUCUGAAACAAUUUGUUCACCAAAUAGUGUCUAAAGUCCUUCAUUCAUGCCUGAGGUUACCGCAUCGGAAAAAUGAGUCAACAAGUUCUGAAUCAGGAAGCUGGGCCAAGCAAAUUUUAGUUUCCUUGAAUAAAAGUUACCCAUCUGAAUUUCUUGGAGCAGUUCAUGAGUUUCUAGAGGAUCCUAAAGUGCAAUCAAAGAAUGAAGGAUCUGCGUAUGAGAUUUUGUGCAGGGUAUUAGAUGGGAAUUUGGAUAUGCCUUCUGAGGUCUCUGAAUCAAGAAUAUGGUUUGCCCUGGAACAUCCAAUGGCUGAGGUUAGGCGCUCUACACUUUUAUGGUUGAAUACUUUUGGCAUUUUGAAAGAGAAGGCUGUUGGUUCAAAGAAACUUGCAACUAUUCAAGAUGCCAUAUUGCGCCGGCUUCGCGAUGAUGAUCUUACUGUGAUUCAGGCAACUUUAACUCUCAGUGGAUUGGAUGACAUCAUACCUCCCUUGGCUCUUCUUGAUGCACUUGAGAAAGUACUUCACAGAUGUCUUGUCAUUUUAAUGUCAAGUACAUCAGAUGAUACAUCUUUACCUGGUAAUGUUGCUGUCUUGUGUCUGGAAUGUGCCCUUUCAAACUUCCAAGAUAAGGAAGAAUUUGCUAAGCAACUUGCCAUGAUGAUGUUUCCCUUAUUGCUAAUCAUACCAAAGACUCAGAGGUUGAACUUGAAGGCUUUAGAAUCUGCCAAGGAAAUAAAGUGGCCUUUCUACCGGAAUCUCAUCAUUGCCUCCUCGAAUAAGAGACUGGAACAUGGGCACUUAUCUUCUAUUAAUAUGGAUACUAUCAGAGGGUUGGCGGAAACAUUCUUGAUGUGCCCUGAAGAAUAUCUUCCUUGGCUUGUUGAAUGCUGCCAUUUUUCAGAGCUGUCAAAAACGCUAUUCCUAUUGGUUUUGUUGCAGUCAGUCAUGAUGCCUAAAAUUGAUGAUGUUGGCCAAUUUAAUGCAUUAUAUGAUUCCUGCUAUCCAGUUCUGAAAACUGAGUGGAAUGCAUUAAAGUCUGCCAUACCUGUAUCUGCCAAAGAGUCCAACACAACAUUGCUGGAUGGGGACUGGAAAGCAUUUCUGGAUCAGCUAUAUGGGACCAGCUUUAGCACCGAUUUCAGGCAACUGAAUGCUAAGAUAUUAAUGUGUUUAUUUUGGAGGUUAUUGAAGGGGUUUAUUUUGACAAUGCCUGCAAAUGCCUCAUUGGACAAUAAUGGGAAGUGGGUUUGCAGUCUUCGGAAUCUGUUCAUCUUCUUUACUGAAUCUCAGUCAAAGCAUGUUUUUCAGAAGCAUAUUCGCUUCCUACUUAUGGAGAGCAAGAUAUCUGCUGUCCGGUUUUUGUCAAAGUUUUAUACUGAAGAAGGUGUUCCUGUUGCUGUUCAAGUUGAGAGCCUUAAUUCUCUUUAUUUUCUUUGUACUGAGUUGGAUGAGAACUUAAAUUCUCAACUUCUUGCUGAAUUUCCUUCACUUCUUGUUCCAUUAUCGAGUGAUAACCAGGAUGUACAGAUGGCUUCCAUGAAUUGCAUUGAAGGCUUAGGCAUGUUAUGCCCCCGUGUUAAUAUCACCAGAUUGAAAAAUGGAAACAGCACAAUCAGUAGUCAUUUGCUUGAGGAGCUUCUAAGCAUGAUUGUUCAACAUAAGAAGCUGAUACUUUCGGACAGAAAUUUCCUCUCUUCAUUUUUAAUGGCUUUGCUCAGCUCUUCAUUUGAUAGCCUUUUAGUGUCUCAGACAGUUGGAGAGAGAUUCAGUCAAUCGGCAAAGAAGGAGAUACUGGACUUCAUUCUAGUCUCUGCACUAAAUCUUUCUGCACACCCAAAGCUAAUCAUUCUAUCAUUACUUAAAGGACUGGGAAGUGGAAUUGUGAACUUUAGAGGUUUUAAUUUAUUGCUGUCUGAGCUUUUAGAAAGACGUCAUCAGUAUCAUCUUAGUCAUGAAAAAUCGUGUUGUAAGCUGUCAAAGAUUGAUGUUGAUAUCUUGUGCGUUUUAUUGGAGUGCUGUUCUGUUCCAACUUCCUCAUUUGAUGGGUAUGUUUUUGAAGAUCCAUUAUUGGAAGCUCUGAAGCUGGAUGCAUCAUCUGAUGAUCCUGCAGUUGUGCUUCCUUGUGUAACUGUGUUGAGGAAUCUCAGUGCUCCUGUAUACCAAGGUUUCAAAACUGAGAAGCAGGUAGAACUUUUUAGAGACCUUGUGCAUCUGUUUCGGACUGGUAACGGAGAUUUACGCAAUAUCGCCAGAGAUGCUUUGCUGCGUAUAAAUUUUACUUGCUCAACGGUCAUCCAGAUGCUUGAUUUUGCUUUGGAGGAGGAAGUUGGCAGAGAUGGUUCAGCAUAUGGAAAGAAGAAAAAGAAGCAUAUGACUUGUCUGAAUCAAAAUAGUGAGAUUAUGGGCAGAAAUGCGCUUUAUUUUGUGAGCUCGCUCCUAGAUAUUUUGCUGCUGAAGAAAGAUAUAGAGAAUCGGACAUCUCUUAUAGGACCCUUAUUUAAGCUUCUCUGCAAAAUGUUCACGGAUGACUGGGAAAAUGAUGAUCUUGACCAUGGUGAGAAAUGUGUGCAAGCUUCAUCUGACACUGCUCAAACCAUUUCCAGUAUAGCAUCUUAUGUUCGGCAGAUGCUCUUACUGAUUCUGGAAGAUAUUAUUUCUUCGCUGUUAACUAAUGUUCCUCUAAAGGAUGAUAUAAGUAACAAAUUUGAUUUGAAGCUAUUGGUCAAAUAUGCCCGUGCAGUAAAGGAUGAAAGCACUCGCAACCAUGUGUUCUCAUUGUUAUCUACCAUUGCAAAGGUUGCUCCAGACAACGUCGUGGAGCAUAUGAUGGAUAUCUUAACUGUUGCUGGGGAAUCAGCUGUUGAGCAGUGGGAUAUAAACUCGCAGCAAGUGUUUGAAGGCCUCAUAUCUGCAGUCAUUCCAUGCUGGUUAUCUAUGAAUGACAACAUUGAUGCAUUGCUACAGAUUUUUGUGAAUGUAUUGCCUGAAGUUGCAGAGCAUAGAAGGCUGUCAAUUAUUGUACAUCUGUUAAGGACUUUGGGGGAACUUAGCAGCUUUGGUUCACUACUUGUUCUCCUUUUUCGUUCAUUGGUUCGAAGGAAAAGAUUGUCUACCCUUGGUAAUAGUCUGCGCUCAUGGGAUCAAUUGACUUCCAUUACACGUACAGAAUGGGAGUUCGUAUUUGCAAUGCAAAUAUCUGAACAGUAUUCGUGCACGAUAUGGCUUCCUGCUCUUGUUGAGCUGCUUCAGCAAAUAGAAGUGGGCAACUGGGAUGAAGAGUUGUUUAUGGAACUGGUUGUUUCAAUGCAGCUCAUUUCUGACAAAAUGCAAGAUCCUGAAAUUGCAUUUAAACUUGAUUCUGGAAAAGAAUCAGAGGAAAUUCAGAGAAUGCUUGGAGCACUUAUGGAGAAGGUUGUUUCUCAUUUGCAACUGGUUGACUCGAGAAGAAAGCAAAUAGGUUUUCGCACUGUCAUCAGGAAAGAACUAAAGGAGAGUAUGCGUACUGUCCUGCGAAACAUCAUAAAAAGGCUCACACCAUCAGCAUACUUCAGAGGGAUGAUUAAAUUGCUGAAACAUGAAGAUAGAAGCGUGAGGAGAAAAGCUCUUGGUCUUUUAUCUGAAACUGUGAAAGACACUGACAAUGCCAAACUGAAGCAUGAGAGAAAAGCAUUGUCUUCAAAAUGGCUUCAUCUUGAUGAGAAAUCUGUGGAAUCCUUUAAGCAGCUGUGUGUCGAAAUUGUGCAGCUGUUUGAUGACUCUGUUGAUGGUUCUGAUACUGCAUUGAAAAUGACAGCAGUUUCAGCCCUUGAAGCUUUGGCAUGGAAAUUUCCUUCUAAUUCUUCUGUCUUCAGCGUUUGUCUUGCAUCUGUGUCUAAAAAUAUCCUGUCAGACAACUUGGCUGUCUCCUCCUGUUGCCUCCGAACAACUGGCACUUUGAUCAACGUUCUUGGCUUGAGGGCUCUUCCUGAGAUUUCUUCUAUUAUGGAGAAUCUGCUGAAGGUGUUGUCAACGGCUUCUGCAUUAAUCACCUCUGGUGAAGAUAAUAUGUCCAUUGCAUUGACAGAUUCCAAGGAAUCUCUCUUUAUGUCUGUUCUUCUAGCCUUAGAGGCCAUCAUUGACAAGCUUGGUGGGUUUUUAAAUCCAUAUCUUGGAGACAUCCUGAAACUCAUUGUGUUGCAUCCCAACUAUGCAACUGGGUCUGAUCAUAAAUUAAACUUGAAAGCCAAUGUAAUUCGGAAGCUUAUUGUUGACAAAGUCAAAGUUCGAUCUUUGCUUCCGCCUCUGUUGAAUAUAUAUUCUGAAGCUAUUAAACGUGGCGAUUCAAGUUUGUCAAUUGUGUUUGAAAUGUUAGGGCAGUUAGUACGAACAAUGGAAAAGGCAUCGAUUGCUGCUCAUUAUGCAGAAGUUUUUGACUUGUGUUUGUUAGCACUUGAUCUUCGCCGUCAACAUCCUGUUACAAUUAAGAGCAUUGAUGAUGUUGAGAAAAAUGUUAUCCACACAAUGAUUUUACUUACCAUGAAACUUACAGAGAUGAUGUUCAAGCCUCUUUUCAUUAGGUGUAUUGAGUGGGCUGAGUUGAAUGAGAAUGGAAGUGAAGGGGGGUACACAAGUAUUGACAGGGCAAUUUCUUUCUAUAGCUUGGUAAAUAAACUAGCUGAAAGCCACCGAUCGUUGUUUGUCCCGUACUUCAAAUUCUUGCUUGAUAGUUGUAUACGGCAUCUGACAGCUGCUGAAGGUUUAAAAAUUGCUGUGCCAAGAAAGAAGAAGGCUAAGCUCCAUGAAACAAACAGUAAUAAGAAUGAUGGAAAUGGUACCUUGACCCCUGAGAUGUGGCAUCUUAGGACAUUGGUUGUGUCGUCUUUGCAUAAAUGUUUUCUUUUUGAUGCUGGAAGUUUGAAGUUUCUCGAUUCAUCAAAUUUUGAGGUACUGCUGAAACCCAUAGUCUCACAACUAGUCAUAGAACCACCUGCUUCUUUAGAAAACCACACAAGCAUACCAUCUGUAGAGGAAGUCGAUGAUUUGUUGGUUGCAUGCGUUGGUCAAAUGGCUGUUGCAGCUGGUUCUGACCUUCUGUGGAAGCCCCUGAACCAUGAGGUGUUGAUGCAAACGCGAAGUGAGAAGGUUCGGGCUCGUAUUCUAGGCCUGAGAAUUGUGAAAUUCCUAAUGGAGAAUUUGAAGGAAGAAUAUUUAGUUUUCUUGGCUGAGACCAUCCCCUUUCUUGGUGAAUUGCUGGAAGACGUUGAGCCGCCUGUUAAGUCUCUUGCACAAGAGAUCCUCAAGGAAAUGGAAUCCAUGAGUGGGGAAAGCCUUCGCCAAUACCUCUGAUGUCGUACAUUAUCUAUUUCUUGCUGUGUUAUUCCUUUGAGCAUUCCAAAAGAGCUACACACAAAAUGCUGUUCUAGCCGAGUUCUAAUAGAGCACUUUGUGGGGAUCAAUACGUAUAUGUUUGUUCUUUAACAUGUACAUAAAUGCUAAGUUUUUCAACUUGGUAUAGCUGAGGUUGAAAUUUUUGAUAGGAGAGCGGCUCUUAGUUCACUAGAUGACAUGAUAUAUAUCUUAGGUAGCAGUUCUGUAUAAUUGGCAAUGCUGCCUAAUGUUAUCUAUUGUUAUUCUAAAUCUUUCUCCAUUCCAUGCUUCUCAGAUGCAGUAAUAAAACUGCUGUUAUCUGUUCA
Molecule: messenger RNA, 6885 nt
Organism: Diospyros lotus (date-plum)
Lineage: Eukaryota; Viridiplantae; Streptophyta; Magnoliopsida; Ericales; Ebenaceae
Exons: 39
Coding region: 80-6538 (2152 amino acids)
Biological process (GO): maturation of SSU-rRNA from tricistronic rRNA transcript (SSU-rRNA, 5.8S rRNA, LSU-rRNA); positive regulation of transcription by RNA polymerase I
Cellular component (GO): t-UTP complex; 90S preribosome; small-subunit processome
Molecular function (GO): snoRNA binding
Source: RefSeq, a predicted model, not a curated record